This is a messenger RNA of Colletotrichum higginsianum IMI 349063, 1218 nucleotides long. Its product is annotated as Ketol-acid reductoisomerase. The record is from RefSeq and is a predicted model, not a curated record. Gene Ontology annotation, cellular component: mitochondrion. NCBI's taxonomy places the organism in Eukaryota, Fungi, Ascomycota, Sordariomycetes, Glomerellales, Glomerellaceae. Gene Ontology annotation, molecular function: ketol-acid reductoisomerase activity. The transcript is spliced from 5 exons. The coding region runs from base 1 to 1218 and encodes 405 amino acids. Gene Ontology annotation, biological process: L-valine biosynthetic process.
AUGGCCUCCCGCAGCUUCUCCAAGGCGCUUCGUUCGCCAAUGGCCCGCCAAUUGGCGGCCAAGCCUGCCACCCAGCAGCGCACCUUCGUUGCUGCCCGCAGCCUCGUCCGCGCCUCUGCCCAGGUCACCAAGGCCUUCGCCGCCCCUGCCCAGCAGCAGGCCCGUGGUGUUAAGACCAUGGACUUUGCCGGUCACAAGGAGGACGUCUACGAGCGUGCCGACUGGCCUCAGGAGAAGCUCUUGGAGUACUUCAAGGACGACACCCUCGCCCUCAUCGGCUACGGCUCCCAGGGUCACGGCCAGGGUCUGAACCUCCGUGACAACGGCCUCAACGUCAUCGUUGGUGUCCGCAAGAACGGCCAGUCCUGGAAGGACGCCCAGCAGGACGGCUGGGUCGAGGGCAAGAACCUCUUCGACGUUGAUGAGGCCAUCUCCCGCGGUACCAUCGUCAUGAACCUCCUCUCCGACGCCGCUCAGAGCGAGACCUGGCCCGCCAUCAAGCCCCAGCUCGUCAAGGGCAAGACCCUUUACUUCUCCCACGGCUUCUCUCCCGUCUUCAAGGACGUCACCAAGGUCGACGUCCCUACGGACAUCGACGUCAUCCUCGUCGCUCCCAAGGGCUCUGGCCGCACCGUCCGCUCCCUCUUCCGUGAGGGCCGUGGUAUCAACUCUUCCUUCGCCGUCUUCCAGGACGUCACCGGCAAGGCCAAGGAGAAGGCCCAGGCCCUCGGUGUCGCCAUCGGCUCCGGCUACCUCUACGAGACCACCUUCGAGAAGGAGGUCUACUCUGACCUCUACGGUGAGCGUGGCUGCCUCAUGGGCGGUAUCCACGGCAUGUUCCUCGCUCAGUACGAGGUCCUCCGCGAGCGCGGCCACUCCCCCAGCGAGGCCUUCAACGAGACCGUCGAGGAGGCCACUCAGUCUCUGUACCCCCUGAUCGGUGCCAACGGCAUGGACUGGAUGUACGAGGCCUGCUCCACCACCGCCCGCCGCGGUGCCAUCGACUGGACCCCCAAGUUCAAGGACGCCCUGAAGCCCGUCUUCAACAGCCUCUACGACGCCGUCAAGGAUGGCUCCGAGACCAAGCGCUCUCUCGAGUACAACGGCCAGAAGGACUACCGCCAGAAGUUCGAGGCUGAGAUGGAGGAGAUCCGCAACCUGGAGAUCUGGAGAGCCGGCAGAGCCGUCCGCUCUCUGCGUCCCGAGAACCAGAAGUAA